This is a messenger RNA of Polyodon spathula (Mississippi paddlefish), 1621 nucleotides long. RefSeq names its product ADP-ribosylation factor-like protein 4A. Gene Ontology annotation, molecular function: GTPase activity; GTP binding. Gene Ontology annotation, cellular component: cytoplasm. The coding region runs from base 269 to 871 and encodes 200 amino acids. NCBI's taxonomy places the organism in Eukaryota, Metazoa, Chordata, Actinopteri, Acipenseriformes, Polyodontidae. The record is from RefSeq and is a predicted model, not a curated record. The transcript has 2 exons. Gene Ontology annotation, biological process: intracellular protein transport; vesicle-mediated transport.
GAGAUUUUGUUCAUUACACAGACAACGCAUAGCUGGGGAUCACAAUGGAUGUGGUAGUGCUGGAUGGACAAUUGGAAAAUUAACUACUGCAGAGAUUUUAAACAAUGCUGAUAAACUAAGCUGUAUACCAUUUCGUCUAAACAGGGUUAAGGUAUUGACGCUUUUACCCACUGAAGAUUCCUGGAUUCUUGAAUUAUUGAACACACAGAAAAGAGUGCAAAGUUGCUUUUCUGUUUUAAACCGCUCAUCUUUAAACUGAAUUUCCAAGAUGGGGAACGGAUUAUCAGAACAGAGGCCCAUUUUGUCAAGCUUUCCAUCUUUUCAGUCCUUCCAUAUUGCUAUUCUGGGCUUGGACUGUGCAGGGAAAACCACAGUUUUGUAUCGACUACAGUUCAAUGAAUUUGUUAACACUGUCCCAACAAAAGGAUUUAACACUGAAAAAAUCAAAGUAACACUGGGAAGUUCCAGAACAGUGACUUUCCACUUCUGGGACGUGGGUGGCCAGGAGAAAUUAAGACCUCUGUGGAAAUCAUACACACGAUGCACUGAUGGCAUAAUUUUUGUAGUAGACUCUGUCGAUGCAGAAAGGAUGGAAGAGGCCAAAACAGAAUUGCAUAAAAUAACAAAGAUAUCUGAAAACCAAGGCGUGCCCGUUCUAGUAAUCGCGAACAAACAGGACCUAAGGAAUUCAUUAACUCUUAUAGAGAUUGAAAAAAUGUUAGCACUACCUGAACUAAGUUCCUCCACCCCCUGGCACCUGCAACCCACAUGUGCAAUCAUAGGGGAUGGACUCAGAGAAGGACUGGAGAAACUUUAUGAAAUGAUUAUAAAACGGAGAAAGAUGUUAAGGCAGCAGAAAAAGAAGAGAUGAUUCCCAGGAAAUAAACUGCAGUUUGCAAGUGAAGCUGUAUUGCUGGUGUUUUUAUUUGACAUAAGUGGAUCCAGGGUCACUGUUUUAGUCAGUUGACUGAAGUCAUGCCCACAAUAAAUGGUUACAGCUAAAGCUGAGUUUUAUCAGUAGUGCUGUGCAAGUUGUAUAAGGUGUAUGAAAGCAAUCCAGAAACUGUUUGCUCUAUUUUAUAAAAUAUGAAAGUUAUAAUUGAAAGCAUUAAACAAUGUACCUGUUCAGUGUUUCAUUAGGUGGAGAAAAUGUUAUUCGCAGAUAAGGUGAAGGUAUAGUGGUCCCAUAUUUUGAGGACUAGAAGCUUGACAUUUUAUAAGCGUUUAUUGUCUUUCAAGUGAAUACUGUUUUGACUUAUUUCUCAGUGAGUACAAUGCUGGUAUCUACCAAAAACCCUCUAUAUUGAUUAUUAAAAAACAUUGCUGCUACCCAUUGAUCAUUAGAUCAGUUGAAGAGAUAGUAUAUUGACACAUUCAUUUGUCUGUUGUUGUGAGAUUUUUUGGAAUUGUAUCAAUCCAUAAUAAAGGCUUUGAAUCGGAAUAAUUGUAUUUUUCUGGAUUCAAGUCAAAGGUACAAGUAUGCUAAAUUUGAAGUGAUAAAAAAAAGCAGGAGACAUUGUUUUUGAUGUUGCUAUUUUAUUUAAAAGGUCAAUAUUCCUAGUUGCAAAUAGAAAGCAUACAUUUUCCUGAUUACUUGGUACAGUAUAAUAAGAAUGUGGAA